AUGGUCGUGUCAAGCAGAUCUGGCUCAUUGCUAUGGGCUUUGCCGGCAGGUCUGCGCUCUCUGCUGCGGUCUCGAAUCGUGCCUGUCCGCUGCUAUGCAUCAGACGGAAAGCACCAAUCCUUGACCAUUGAWGGCAAAACGUAUCCCGCAGACGAAUGGACCAACGUACCGGCUUCGAUUCUGGCCAAAUAUGGACGAAAGCUGCACGUUCAACCAAACCAUCCCAUCUCCAUCACCAGGAAAUUGAUCGAAUCACGUUUUGAGGGCUUCCAAAACCACAACUCCUUGACGCCUGUGGUCACCGUAGCUCAGAACUUUGACUCUCUGGGCUUCGCUGCAGACCAUCCCGGCCGUAGCAGAACGGAUACUUACUACAUCAACAAAGAUACCGUCUUGCGAACGCAUACCUCUGCGCACGAAGUCGAUGUCUUCCGAGCCAACACUAGCAAUGGCUAUACGAUAUCCGCCGACGUCUACCGACGAGAUGCUGUCGACCGGAGUCACUACCCGGCGUUUCAUCAAAUGGAGGGCGCUAUGACUUGGGAUCGUAAGGACUUUCCCACGCGGGAAGCUCUCACUAAGCACAUCAUCGCCGACUUGGACAACAUCCCAAAGCACGAUCUUGUUGUAGACGAUCCCAAUCCCACUUUCCACGCCGAGAGAAAUCCAUUGCAAGCUGAAUAUCACUCGCCGGAGGAAGCAGAAGCAAUAGCCACGCAUCUCAAGCGUUCCCUCGAAAACAUGGUCAUUGCAAUCUUCACCGAAGCCGACAAAGCUCUGGCUGCUGCUGGUCAGGGGGCUGAGGCUGAGCAAGAACCUCUCAAGGUUCGAUGGGUGGAAGCCUUCUUCCCACAUACCUCCCCAUCAUGGGAGCUUGAAGUGUGGUGGCGUGGUGAUUGGCUUGAGGUACUUGGUUGUGGAGUCAUCGAGCAACCGCUUCUCAACAGAGCCGAUGUUUCAUCCAGGAUCGGAUGGGCUUUUGGUAUAGGUUUGGAGAGAAUCGCCAUGCUUCUGUUUGGCAUUCCGGACAUCAGACUCUUCUGGAGCAAAGAUCAACGAUUUCUCUCUCAAUUCGACGAGAGCAAGCCCAUACGGCGGUAUCAGCCUUUCAGCAAAUACCCAGCCGCCCCUCGGGAUGUAGCUUUCUGGCUCCCUACCAACAGCUCAGUCGUUGUUGACACUCCCGCCUCCGCCUCCUCUACGCCGUCUGCGGCGGGUGGACAGCUGACUGAGCCAUUGCAGUCGGCCAGCCCGACCUUUCAUGAGAACGAUCUCAUGGAAGUUGUUCGCAAUACUGCAGGCGACAGCGUGGAAGACGUCGCUCUUAUCGAUAGCUUCACGCAUCCCAAGACCAAGCGCCAGAGUUUGUGCUACCGCGUGACCUACCGCAGUCUUGAAAAGACCCUUACCAACGAGGAAGCCAAUGCGCUACAUGAGCAGAUUCGCAGCGAGCUUGUCAGCAAAUUUGGCGUGGAGCUGAGGUGA
Ramularia collo-cygni is the source of this 1485-nucleotide messenger RNA. RefSeq names its product related to phenylalanyl-tRNA synthetase, mitochondrial precursor. The record is from RefSeq and is a predicted model, not a curated record. The transcript has 2 exons. Gene Ontology annotation, molecular function: tRNA binding; phenylalanine-tRNA ligase activity; ATP binding. Gene Ontology annotation, biological process: phenylalanyl-tRNA aminoacylation. The coding region runs from base 1 to 1485 and encodes 494 amino acids. NCBI's taxonomy places the organism in Eukaryota, Fungi, Ascomycota, Dothideomycetes, Mycosphaerellales, Mycosphaerellaceae. Gene Ontology annotation, cellular component: cytoplasm; mitochondrion.